Protopolystoma xenopodis is the source of this 366-nucleotide messenger RNA. NCBI's taxonomy places the organism in Eukaryota, Metazoa, Platyhelminthes, Monogenea, Polystomatidea, Polystomatidae. The record is from the annotation of a GenBank genome assembly.
AUGAUUAUGGGAGGUUGUGGGUGCAUUUUCCCACAAUUUGACCCCAUUACACACGGACACGGAGUUCGGUGUGAUGACGAGACGAUGAGACGAGAUCGAAACGUCAAGUCAGUCUGGAGCAGGACUCCGUGCGGAAGUGAAAUUGAAUGGCGUUGCGGUACACUUGAGCGAUCCAGACCUUGUAAAGAGCGCCGAAAGCCCCAGCUUAAAGGGGAGACCUCUAAAAUGCAUAUGACCCUUGCGCCAUUCGCUCUUGAAGCAAUCUCGAUUUUGAAAGAAGUGUUGCAAUUCAGACAAAUCCUGCAAGAGCGUAAACAUUUUUCAACUGAACUGACACUAACUAGGGAACAUACAGAAAGAAGGUGA